CUCCCCACCCCCAGUCCUCUUCUCCCGUUGCGCGCUCCCUCCUUCCCUCGUCUGGUCAAACUGCCGUCGUCUCUCGGCUCCAACCCCCAAUCUCAUUGGGCGCCGCCCAUCGGCGUUAUACUCGGUUUCCAUGUCCGCCGCCACCGCCGCCGAAUCCCAUGAGCAGCGGCGAUCGGAGGCGGUCGCGUGGCUGCGGGCGCUGCUCCGUCGGUCGUCGCUGCCGCUCCCGCCGCCGCGCGCCUCGGACGAGGAGCUCAGGGCCGCCCUCUCGGACGGCGCGCUGCUCUGCGCCGCACUCCGCAGGCUCACCCGCCCCGCUUCCUCGGGCGACGAGGGCGGAGCGGCGGCGGAGUGCGAUGUCGGGCGGUUCCUCACGACCGCCGAGCGGAUGGGUCUUCCCAGCUUCACCGCCUCGGACCUCGAGAAGGGAUCAAUGUCAGCUGUGGUUGCCUGUAUUCUUGAACUAAGGGAUCAAUUUGUGUCCCGUGCCGACGAAGGCUGGAUUAGUAGCCUUUCAGAAAAUGGCAGUGUGAACAACAUGGAAUUUCCCAGAAGGGAGAAUGGUCAGGCCACACAAAAUUCUGAAGCAAGAGAUGAGAGUCAACAAAUGGAAAUGUUGCUACAGAAGGUCUACAAAAGUCCAGCUAUGUCAGAACCAUCAUCUCCUAUAUCUUCUAUUUCACGGCAUGCUGGAAGCAAUUUUCAUGAAGUCUUCCAACUGAGACUAGGAGGCUAUUCUGAUCUGCCUAGUUCUAGAAUUUCAGAUAUGAUGAAAUCCACCAGCUUGAACAAUGCCCCUACUCAGUCACUUUUGAGUGUUGUGAAUGGCAUCCUUGAUGAGACUAUUGAGAGGAACAAUGGCGAAAUUCCUUAUAAUCUUGCUUGCUUGUUGCGAAAGAUCGUACUAGAGAUUGAACGGCGUAUUUCUACGCAGGCAGAACAUAUAAGAAAUCAAAAUAACCUUAUGAAAGCACGUGAAGAGAAGUAUAGAUCAAGGAUAAGGGUGCUUGAGGCACUAGCAAGUGGGACAAGCGGGCAAAAUCAAAUACAAGUAAGCUCAAGUGCAACAAAUGGAAAAGCACAUAUUGGUGCAGACCCUGCAGGCCAGAUGAAGGUUGAUUUCUCACCUAACAUGGAGAAAGACAAAUUUGAAGAGAAAAGACGAUUAGUUGAGGAUGAUCUGACAAAGGUGAUAAAGGACACGGAAGAUGUAACUAGACUGACAAAGGAUAAGGAAGAAAUGGCUAGAUUGUUGACUGACAAGGAAGACAUAAUUAGAUUAAUGAAAGAGAAGGAAGAAAUGGUUAGGUUGAUAAAGGAGAAGGAACAUAUGGUAAUCAUGAAGAAUGGAAAGGAUGAAAACAGAAAGGCAGAUGAACAUAUAGCUAAGCCAAUUAUGUACAAGGAUGAACUCAUUAGGUUGACAAAGGAGAAAGAGAACACCAAAUAUACAAUUUCGAAAUUAAACCUGGAAUUAGAAGCUAUGAAAUCAUCAUAUGAAGAGAGUCACAGCCUGUUAGAAUCUAAGAAGGAAGAUGUACUUACGCUUCUGAAGGAUAAGGAGAUCAGUGGCAAUGUAAUAUCACAACUCAGGCAGGAGCUUGCCAUAGCAAGGGUAUCACAUGAGAGACAUAUUCAAGAAUUGAAGACUAUGGCUUUGCAGGAAAAUAUGGAGUUCGAGCAGAGGAUAAAGGAAGUAGAACUAAUGCUAGAAGAUUCUACAAAGAGAGGAAGAUAUCUUGAGGAAUUGUUGGAAUCAAGAAUCCAAACUUGGGAGCAGAAGGAAACCAUGCUGCAGCGAUUUGUAAGUCUACAAAUACAUAUUAUUCAGGAUUUGAGGUUGUCUUCUAUUUCCAUUAGGAAUGAAACCCAGAACUGCCAGAAAAGAUGGUCUGAAGAACUUAGUUGCCUUGGAAAAAGGCUUAAGGUAUUGACAAAUACCGCAGAGAAGUAUCAUGCUACUCUUGAAGAAAACAGAAAAUUGUUCAACGAGGUUCAGGAAUUAAAAGGAAAUAUAAGGGUCUAUUGCCGGAUAAGACCUUUUCUUCCUAGAGAGGCUCGAAAGUCUAGUACAAUUGAAUUUAUCGGUGAUAAUGGUGAACUGAGUUUAGCAAACCCUGCAAAAGUUGGAAAGGAAGGGAGCAAGUUGUUCAAAUUUAACAAAGUUCUUGGUCCCAUUGCUUCUCAAGAUGAGGUAUUCAAGGACAUUCAACCACUAAUUAGAUCAGUUCUUGAUGGGUAUAAUGUGUGCAUUUUUGCAUAUGGUCAAACUGGAUCAGGAAAAACCUACACAAUGACUGGACCCGAAUACGCAACUGAGAAGGAAUUGGGUGUCAAUUUCAGAGCUCUGAAUGACCUGUUCAUUAUAUCACACAAUCGAAGAGAUACAAUAAUGUAUGAAGUUAAUGUUCAAAUGAUUGAGAUAUACAACGAGCAAAUCCAUGAUCUCUUAGGCAGCAAUGGUUCAGAGAAGAAAAUAGGGAUUUUGAAUGCCAGCAAACUCCAUGGGCUUGCUGUUCCUGACGCAACAAUGCGUCCUGUCAACUCGACUGCUGAUGUUAUUGAGUUAAUGAGAACAGGACUUGAGAACAGAGCUGUGGGUGCGACGGCACUGAACGAAAGAAGCAGCAGAUCUCACAGUGUUGUCACUGUACACAUUCAAGGUGUAGAUUUGAAAAGUGGAGCUACUUUGCAUGGAGCUCUACAUCUUGUUGAUCUUGCUGGAAGUGAAAGGGUGGACCGUUCUGCUGUUACAGGCGAUAGACUCAAAGAAGCACAACACAUCAACAAAUCUUUGUCUGCCCUUGGAGACGUCAUAUUUUCCUUAUCACAAAAGACUGCUCAUAUACCAUACCGGAACAGCAAACUUACACAAGUCCUGCAAAGUUCUUUGGGUGGCCAUGCAAAGACCCUGAUGUUUGUGCAGAUCAAUCCAGAAGUCUCAUCCUUUUCAGAGACUUUAAGUACUUUGAGGUUUGCUGAAAGAGUGUCUGGAGUGGAGCUAGGUGCUGCAAAAGCCAAUAAAGAGGGCAAAGAUAUCAGAGAAUUUAAGGAACAGCUCUCACUGCUGAAAGAUAAGAUCGCAAAGAAGGAUGAGGAAAUCAAUCAGCUACAGACUCACUCUCCAAGGAUAAGGACACCGAAACAUGCUGAUUCCUUACUGAAACAUUCGUCCUCCUCCCCAGGCAUAUCAUCUCUAGGAAGCAAAAUCCGACAUCGAAGAACGGCAUCUAGUGGAAAGGCAAUGAGCAUCAGGGCAGACUCCGAUGCUGAUAACUUCUCUGAGAUCAGUGACAUGCAUUCUGAAGCUGGUUCUAUGCAGUCUGUUGAUGAUAUGCAGCAGCAGAGGGGAAUAAUGGUAGUUUCGAAGCACUCAGAAGGUGAGAUGGGUCAACAUUUAGCUGAUCCUGAGCUUGCCGGCUUUGGCUAUGCUGACUCAGAGGAGAGAUUAAGCGACAUAUCAGAUAGUGGCCUUUCAAUGGGUACAGAAACCGAUGGUUCAGUAAGUAGUGUGGUUGAGUUUGCUCUCUUCCCGGAGCAGGAAAAAAUAUGUAGCACUCAGAAAGAACAAGAGAAAGCACAUAAUGCUCCAAAAGAUCAGUUAUAUAAGGUGGCCACUAGAAUCCAGAAGACAACAACACCAAAAACGACUCCAUCAUCUAGUUUGUGGCCCAAAUCAAGGGAUUCUUCCCCUAGAUCUCCAGCGUCAACAAGCACGCGAAGAAGCACUAUCAUACAAGCAACUUCCUCACCAGGAAUCUCAAAUACUCCGAAGCGAUGGAAUUAACUCAUUUGAUAAUUUUUGUUCCCAAUUGGUUUUCUUUUUUGUACAGCAUAUUCAGAAAACAUCUUUUAGCUUGAUGGUUGCUAUUGAUGUUGUUCACUGGUUUUCUUUGUCGAUUGGUGAACUGUUACAUCAAAAAAAAUUCACUAUCCUCUCUAGUGAGGAUGUAAAUGUUGUUGUACAUAUGAUAUUUAUGUGACAAUCAUUGUUGAGUAGCUUUGCUUAUUUAUCCAGAAAAUACUAUAAAAAUAUCCUUAAGUGUGA
Molecule: messenger RNA, 4048 nt
Organism: Brachypodium distachyon (stiff brome)
Lineage: Eukaryota; Viridiplantae; Streptophyta; Magnoliopsida; Poales; Poaceae
Product: kinesin-like protein KIN-14M
Exons: 21
Coding region: 131-3787 (1218 amino acids)
Biological process (GO): microtubule-based movement
Molecular function (GO): ATP binding; microtubule motor activity; microtubule binding
Source: RefSeq, a predicted model, not a curated record